Messenger RNA from Pogoniulus pusillus (Red-fronted tinkerbird), 4461 nucleotides. RefSeq names its product NMDA receptor synaptonuclear signaling and neuronal migration factor (gene NSMF). Bases 74 to 1678 code for a protein of 534 amino acids. Lineage: Eukaryota; Metazoa; Chordata; Aves; Piciformes; Lybiidae. The transcript has 15 exons. Gene Ontology annotation, biological process: regulation of neuronal synaptic plasticity; positive regulation of neuron migration. Gene Ontology annotation, cellular component: cytoplasm; nucleus. Gene Ontology annotation, molecular function: protein binding. The record is from RefSeq and is a predicted model, not a curated record.
AGGAGGCGGCGGCGGCGGCGGCGCGCCCCGGCACCCGGCCCCGCCGCGGCAUGGGCAGCCGCGGGGUCGUGCGAUGAACGCUCCCCCGGCGGCUCCUCUCCGAGCGAAUAUGGGCACAGCCGUGUCCAAAAGGAAGACGCUGAGGAACGAGGCCAUGUCGUCGGUGGCGGCUAAAGUGAGAGCGGCUCGGGCUUUUGGAGAGUACCUGUCACAGAACCACCCCGAGGGUAGGAACGGCUCAGAUCACCUGCUGGCAGACUCCUACGUGGGGCAGGAGGACUCCCCCGAGGUGCAGCAGGCGGCGCAGCACAAGCGCAGGCUCUCGGUCAUCUCGGACGGCAAGUUCGAGCGGAGCUUCUCGGAGGAGCAGGCGGAGAAGCUGCCGAGCGAGGCGCCCAAGCCGCGCGUCUACACCAUCUCCGGCGAGCGGCCGAUGCUGGCGGAGCACGGGAGCGAGGGCGUGGAGCUGGUGGUGAUGAAGGGAGCCGCCCAGGAGGAAUGCCACCACGGGCACCAGGCGCAGGGCGCCGGCGGCUCGCACGGCCUCGGCAGGCACUGCAAGGGCUGGCCGGGCAGCCGCCAGGGCUCCAAGGAGUGCCCGACCUGCGCCCGCCUGGCUGCCCCUUCCCAGCAGUCCUUCGACCUGGAGCAGCACCCAGCGGGCGACGCCGGCUGGCACAGGAAGAGGCUGGAGAGGAUGUACAGUGUGGAUCGGGUGUCUGAUGAUGUCCCCAUCCGAACCUGGUUCCCCAAAGAGAACCUCUUCAGUUUCCAAACCGCUACUACAACUAUGCAAGCGGCGUUCAGGGGCUACGCAGAGAGGAAGAGACGGAAACGAGAGCAUGAUUCUGCUGCUGUUAUACAGAGGAAUUUCCGGAAGCACCUCCGCAUGGUGGGCAGCCGAAGGGUUAAAGCACAAACCUUUGCCGAACGGCGUGAGAGGAGCUUCAGCAGGUCCUGGAGUGACCCGACUCCCAUCAAAGCCGAUCCCUUCCAUGACUCCCGAGAAAGCCAUGACCUUCAGGAUUCCUGCGGCACUUUGGAUGGAGACUUCGACUUGAACUGGGAAGCAGAAAAGGAACUUGAAGCCAUGGCCUGUGAUGGAGAAGACUUUAUUCCACCAAAAAUAAUGCUCAUUUCUUCCAAGGUGCCCAAAGCAGAGUAUGUCCCAACAAUUAUCCGCAGGGACGAUCCCUCCAUCAUCCCCAUCCUCUACGACCAUGAACAUGCCACGUUUGAUGACAUCCUAGAGGAAAUAGAGAAGAAGCUCAACGUUUACCGGAAAGGCUGCAGGAUCUGGAAGAUGCUGAUAUUUUGCCAGGGAGGUCCUGGUCACUUGUACUUGUUAAAGAACAAGGUUGCCACUUUUGCCAAGGUGGAGAAGGAGGAAGAUAUGAUCCUCUUCUGGAAGAGGUUGAGCCGGCUGAUGAGCAAAGUCAAUCCUGAACCAAAUAUCAUUCACAUCAUGGGCUGCUAUGUUCUUGGAAACCCCAAUGGGGAGAAGCUAUUUCAGAAUCUGAAAAACUUAAUGAAUCCUUAUAGGGUUGCUUUUGAGUCUCCACUUGAACUAUCAGCUCAAGGUAAGCAGAUGAUUGAGACUUACUUUGACUUCCGCCUGUACCGCCUGUGGAAGAGUCGGCAGCACUCCAAGCUCUUGGACUACGACGACAUUUUAUGAGCCGCGGGAGGAAGUCGAUCGCCGGUGUCCAAGAAGUCGUGCUGAUGGCAGAGAGACUUUUUUAUUGGCACAGGGAGCCCUUCGAAGCCCUGAGAGGGAGCAGCAGUGCUCGAGGGAGGGAAGGAGGAGCCCUCGGGAGGGAAGUCUCCUCCUGGGUCAAAAGAGACUGGAGGGGAAAGGGUUUGACGCCUCGCUCGCCUCGGCUCGGAGCCCAGGCGCCUCGGGAGGAGCUGCGUGAAAGGAGGACAGGACGAGAGAUCCUUGCAGAACUGAGCUGUUUUGGGUCAGAAUGGGCCAAGAUUUGAUUCCAGGUCCUUUUAAAGACUUUUGAAGCUCAGGUUUUCUUACACAACAAAACCCCACCAGAAUCAGUUCCCCAUGCACUACGAUGACGUGAGCAGAGCACGGCGCGAGGAGGGACCUUCGGUGCUGGGGGGUGUCUCGGGAGAGCAAGGACUGCUGCACCUACUCCUGCAAGCUUAGCUCAAGAUCAUCCAGUUUCCAUGUGAAUACCUACUGGAGCAUAGAGUUGAAAUCUUUUUUGGGUUGUUUAAUAGCAAAUAAGUGCAAUUUUUACAGCGAGAGGCUGGGGGGUGGGGUGGGGGUGGGGAGGGAGGGUUUAAAUCCCUCCCAGUAUUUAAUUGGGAGGGAGGGUUUAAAUCCCUCCCAGUAUUUAAUUAGUUAAAAGUAUCACACCAGUAACCAAUAGAUGAGGUAUUUUUUGGGGGAGGUGGGGGGGGGGGUUCUGCUUGAAAAUAUAUUCAAGACCUGGGUAAUAUAUCUUCUGUAGACAUAUUUAAUCACCAGCAAACAUGGGGUUAAGGUAACUUAGCAGACCCUGCAUGUCUGCUGCUGUCCACCACAGUGGUUUGGUUGUUCCUUUCAGAGUAGCUGUGUUGCACUAAUCCCUACCUGCUCUCUUCCCCAUCCCUACCUGCUCUCUUCCCCAUCCCUACCUGCUCUCUUCCCCAUCCCUACCUGCUCUCUUCCCCUUCCCCGCUGCCCCUCACCUGUAUUUCUCCUCCAGUUAGACACAGCUUUGUUACUUCCUAUUUUUGCUGCUUUGCAAAACUUCCACGGGGCUUGAGUUUUGCUGCACUACUUUAGGUUAGAACCGCAGGGCCUGGCUGCUGAGAGGGAGCCUCUGCCAGGUCGGCUGUGGCGCGACAAUGAAUUAGCUAUCAAUAGCCAUGGUAAGUACUGGUCCGUGCCCGUGUGCUGCUGUGUGUGGAGGGGACCAGCUCUCUGCUCUGCCCUGUGGAGCAGCACAGCCAGCAGAAGAUGCUCCCUGGACUGAGGUGUUCGCAGGGGCACAGCACAGGGGGGAUGGAGCAGGAGGUUGAGUCUUCUCCGCUCGAUUGCUGCUUGUGCGUAACUCGCCUCUGAGCUGCUCGCCACCCUUCCUGGGUAGGGACAGGGUAAAAGCAAGAGGGUUGAGAACUCAAAACGAGUUGGAGGUCUUUUCCAACCCAAACAAUUCCAUACUUUUUGUUUUGGGAAGGGUUUUUUUUAUCUUCUGCUCUGCUGCUCAGAGGAUAAUCGGUGCCUGCAGCCUGUGUAGGUCACUCUGGCGGCUCUGGGAGCUGAGACCAGGUGUUUCUCAUACAAGCAAAAUACACUGGGCAGUAACCAGGAAGGAUUCCUUUGGUUUCCUGGCUUCCUGGUGCCUAAAAUCAGUUGAUUGUGAAGGAAAAAAAAAAAAAAUAGAUGUACAAAUCUUCUUUUCACUACUUAGAAGAAGAGCAAUUUGUUCUGCUCUGUAGUUACUCCUUCCCUGUGACUUACCUGUGGUUGUGGUUUUGGGGAGCAGGACUCCUGGCUGGAACUGCUGACCCCUGUACAUUUAGAGCAGUUUUAUAGCAAAAACUUGUGAAGAAAUAAUGUACAUAGAGUAAGUAAGAGGAGGACUGGGUAGGGAGAGAUGCUUUGAAGUGGCCGAAGGCAAGUGGGAGCUGUGGGGAGCUGCUCCGCGGCGCUGCCCUGACCUUGGGAGGUUUAGUGGCUGCCACUCAGCCCUGGCUGGACUCUUGUCCUCUUGACUCGGUCGUGUUCUCCAGGCUUGGGGUGCAGGGGCUAACAGACACUGGUCUGUGGCUUUUGGAGGGAAAUGCCAGCUAGCAUAGAGGGCAGGUUUGGUGGCAGUUCUCUGUUGUUUAGCAGGGUCGGUCCUGCCAGCUGCGCCUAUGAGAGGUGGGAGCCGCAGGCAGGAUGCGAGCCUGGGGACGUGACUUGGGGAGGGAAAGGGCAGUGGCAGGGUUAAAAAGCUGACCCCAAACUCUCUCCCUUUCUGACCCUUUUACCUCCUGUGGUUAUGUCCCUCACCUGAGGCAGACAAACUGUUCUUCCCUUCUCUUUUCUGAUGUAAACCCCCAAUCCAGUGAACUUGGUAGCAUGAAUGUAGCAUUGUGGAACUGUUGAAGUCGUAUUUAGCUCCGCAGGGCCCUGCCUGUGUAUCCACUGAGUGAUUCCCCUGUAGAACUAGGCUGUCUCUCUGCUCACUGACCACUUGUAGAGCUAGGGGUGCCGAGUAGAAAGGUAGGUUGUACAGUUGCAUAAGUCCUGUAGGAGGAGGUUCGGAUGAGCCUCAGGCUCUCGUCCCGGCGCAGCUGACUGCGGUCUGAUGCCAAACGCCAACUGCAUUCCUCUCUUUUCCAAAGAUCUCUGCUCCUCCUCGUUUGUGCUGUUUAUGACCUCAUUCUUUCCUGUGUAGCGUUCACUUGACUAAAGAGCUGAGAUGCUCUAAAAGCUGUGACUGGAGAGACAAUAGAAUUGUGAUGUUUCAA